This is a messenger RNA of Brassica oleracea var. oleracea, 1174 nucleotides long. RefSeq names its product F-box protein SKP2A-like. Lineage: Eukaryota; Viridiplantae; Streptophyta; Magnoliopsida; Brassicales; Brassicaceae. Bases 192 to 602 code for a protein of 136 amino acids. The record is from RefSeq and is a predicted model, not a curated record. The transcript is spliced from 5 exons. Gene Ontology annotation, molecular function: protein binding.
UCUCGUGUUAUCCAUCUUCUGGUCUAUAUGGCAGGCAGCUUUGCUUGUGUAUAACAUUUUUAAUUAAAAUUCAAAGGAAACAGAGCAAAAACCCACGAAGAAACUAAUUCAAAGGUGAACAUCAGAUAUUUAUCUCUCUCUCAUCCUUUUGUGGUGAUGGGAUCAAGAAACCGCUUCACUUUUAAAAAAAGAUGGUGAUGGUCGUAGGAGAAACAUCCAUGGAGCUUGACCAGUGUUUUCAGAUGACGAUGAUGAAUAUGGAAGGAGUCUCGAUCAAAGAGUGGAAAGAUAUCCCUGUUGAGCUUCUCAUGAGGAUCCUCCCCCUUGUUGAUGAUCGGAAUGUCAUUGCUGCUUCUGGUGUUUGCUCUGGCUGGAGAGAUGCCAUCUCUCUUGGUCUCACUCGUCUCCGUCUCUCUUGUUCGGAUCUUUCGUCGUUGCAUUUGUCUAAGAUGACAACUCUUGAGUCUUUGAAGUUUGAACCUUUAGAAGCGUUCAGCGACAAAGCUAUUGCGUAUCUGACCAGGUCCUGCAGAAACCUUGUGUGUGCAGGCUAUUGGGAACAACUGCAAUCAGAUGCAGUCACUAAACCUGGGACGGUGUGAGAAGAUCAGUGAUGAUGGGGUCAUGAGUUUAGCUUAUGGCUGUCCAGAUCUGAGGACUCUGGACUUGUGUGGUUGUGUUCUCAUUACAGAAACAUAACAGACAGAGCCAUGUACCCGCUAGCUCAGAGCGGGGUGAAGAACAAACCGGGGCAAUGGAAAUCAUCAGUUAAGAAGAGCUGAGGAGUCUCAACAUCAGCCAAUGCACUGCGCUUACACCUUCGGCCGUUCAAGCGGUUUGCGAUACGUUUCCUGCUCUUCACACGUGUUCGGGAAGACAUUCGCUUGUGAUGAGCGGGUGUUUGAACUUAACGUCUGUGCAUUGUGCUUGUAUCCUUCAGGCUCAUCGCGUGGUUCCUCUCUGCUCACUGAAAGAGAGGGAAUGGGUUAAUGUUGUAUAUAGAAGCAUAAUAUAUUUUAGGAGAUUAGAUGCCAAACUCUAAAAUGGUUCGAGUUGGUUUCUUUAUGUUGUCUUGAAAGAUAUUUUGUAUGUGUUGGUGCGAUGUUCAUCACGACUGUAAGGACUCUUUGCUACUACUUAUUACUUAAUAUUACCGAAGGUAGAGUUCCUCUUA